AUGUCGUUCCCUUCUGAUCAGUCUCAAGCCUCCAUGGACACGGCUCUCUCGUCGCUUCAGAGCAGUCCUACCCAACCGGAAUUCCCCAGGGGUCGAGUGCCAGGAAAGAAGAAGAGCAACAAGAGAAAUCUUCUGUUGUUCUUCGAUGGCACUGGCAACGAGUUUAGUGGAACUGAGAAGGACACUAACGUGGUCAAACUUCUGAGCAUGUUGGAUCGCAAUCAUGAAGAUCAAUUCCACUACUAUCAAACUGGUAUCGGUACUUACCAGGUUAACGAGCGAUCUGUACACAAAGGACCCGCAGGAAAGCUGUGGGAAAAGUUCUACUCCUCUGUUGAUCAAGGAGUUGGUUUGACCUUCGACGCCCACAUCAUGGCUGGUUACAGAUUCUUGAUGCGUUACUACGAGACUGGGGAUGACAUUUACAUGUUUGGAUUCAGUCGCGGCGCCUACACGGCCAAGUUCCUCGCACGCAUGGUCAACACCGUUGGGCUGCUUUGCAGGGGGAACGAGGAGAUGGUGCCAUUCGCAUAUCGCCUUUACGAUCGCCACCUCGAUGGUGAAUUUCUCUGCAAAGACAACAAGAAGACCAAGAAGAAGAAGGAACUAGAAAAGCGCAAGAGCAACGGCGCAGUCGUGGAGCACAACCCUGGCCAUGACAGCAAUGACCAGUGCCAUUCCAAGGAAGAGAAGCAGGAGGCUCAAGAUGAGGAACAGCGCGUAAAACGCAACCACGUUUUACGUAAGUUUAGCAACUCCUUCUGUCGCAAAGAGGAGAACCGCGAUACCGACAGGAAGAAGCAAAAGUUGGUCAACGUCAAGGUCCACUUUCUUGGUCUUUGGGACUGUGUCAACUCUGUGAGCGUCAUGGAGCAGAAAGCCACCAAGAACGUCAAGGUGAAGGGAACCGCAGACAUCAUUCGCCAUGCUGUCGCCGUUGACGAGCGCCGAGUCAAGUUCAAGGCAGCCCUGUUCCAGCAGGACAAGGACAAGCUGAAGAAACACGCCCACGAGGACAUCAAGGAGGUUUGGUUUCCAGGAAAUCACUGCGACGUUGGUGGAGGAUAUCAUCCAGUUGACGACCUUCCCCAGAAGACCGGCGUCUUUACGUGGAUGUGGAACAAGAUGUUUGGAGAACAGAAAAAGCCGGCAAAACUCACGGGGCCAGAUUGCUACGUGUGUGACGAUUGUGGCCUGUGCAAGGACAAGCAUUGCCAUUUGUGCAAUGAGCACCAGGGAUGUGUGUUCAAGGAAUGCUCAUUGUGCAAGGAAGACCUGAUCUGCAGGGAUUCUACUCAUACGAACAAAAAGCAGAUCACGUUUGAGCCGUGCCAAUUGAGCGACAUUCCCCUUGCUUGGAUGCUGCGAGAGCUUGAGCUUAAGGCUCCCAAUAUCCAUUGGCAGACGGAGCAAGUUAGCGAGUUCAAGCAUCGGUUGGAGCACAACAAACCAACUGCCAUCAGUGGCGCCGUUCAUGACACAUUGAAGUUUGGAUAUGGUACUAGCAACCCCUUGAUGGUUAUGUUCUGGAACUUCCUGGAACGUUUCCCUUUGAUCACAAGGUGGGAGCGUUAUCACACAGGCGUCGACAAAAACGGCAAGAAUACAUACGAGUGGAAGUGGGUCAGACUCCCUCUUAACAAAGGCUGCACGAGAGACAUUCCAGACGACGCAACCCUUCACCACACUCUUUUCGACAAGCUCGUCAACGACCCUGAUUACAUCCCUAAGAACCAGCAUGCAGGCGGCAUGGAACAAUGCUUGAUCAAGCCCUACGCCGACAAGUCCAACGCCGACAAACUGUACGUCAAGGACAUUGCUGAUCACCCUGACCACUGCACGUACCAAUUCAUGAACGCGGAUAAGACCAAUGGCAAGGGACACCCACACCAACACGAGGUUGAGCUUCUUGGAGCGUAA
Messenger RNA from Colletotrichum aenigma, 1920 nucleotides. RefSeq lists its product as uncharacterized. The record is from RefSeq and is a predicted model, not a curated record. The transcript is spliced from 4 exons. Lineage: Eukaryota; Fungi; Ascomycota; Sordariomycetes; Glomerellales; Glomerellaceae. Bases 1 to 1920 code for a protein of 639 amino acids.